This is a messenger RNA of Mercenaria mercenaria, 6443 nucleotides long. RefSeq lists its product as uncharacterized. NCBI's taxonomy places the organism in Eukaryota, Metazoa, Mollusca, Bivalvia, Venerida, Veneridae. The coding region runs from base 320 to 4057 and encodes 1245 amino acids. Gene Ontology annotation, biological process: signal transduction. The record is from RefSeq and is a predicted model, not a curated record. Gene Ontology annotation, molecular function: protein binding. The transcript is spliced from 18 exons.
UUUGAACUUAUGCUCAUUAGCAUUUUUACAAUGUUUUCCUAAGCAUGUAAAUAUGUAUAAUAUCUAUUUUAAUAAAAAAAAAACCAGCAUAUUAUAUGUAUCUUAUUUUUAAACGAGCGGAAGUCAUUUUAAGAAAAACACUCAUUGAACAAUAAAAUGAUGUUAUUAUCCGACCAUAUUGUAUAAGAAAAAAAAACUAUUUCUGUGAUAUGUGAGUUAUUUUUGUGAUGAAAAGCUAAACAAAAAGUUAUACAAUAAUCUAUGCAUUAUUUAUUUUUUCAGUAACAAUUCCCAGGUAAAGGAAUUGUUUCCUUCUCUGAUGACAUUGGUCACCAAUUUUUCCAAGCGGAAGACACCUCUAGCGAAUGGAGAUAGAAUAUAUGAUCUGUACAGACUUCAUCUUUUCAGAGAUAUGGCGGACUCGUCUCAACCGGACGGUGAUAUGUUCAGUGGCUGUGUGACGAUGAUUCAAAGCAUACUAACGGACGGAAGUGAACAGAGUACUAAGAAACAAGAAAUGAUCGGGGAGGCGCUAAAAGACUGUGUUUUAAAAGUGAAGAGUUUGACCCCUGCACAAGGAAAGGCACUGCUAGAUUUGCUUCUAACUAUGAUAAAAUCAGGAAAGAUAAAAAUGCUACAAGCGGCGAACAAAACUUUAGAGACGAAGGAAUACACAAAAACACUAGUCUGGCAGAAUUUGAUAGCAGAAGCGAAACAGUUCUUGGUUGUAAUUGGAACAAUGAAAGGAAGUCAGAUGGAAGAAGAUAAAAGAGGCAAUAACGAGUUUGAUGGCGUGUUAACACAAUUAAAAUCUAUUAUCAAUACACUACUGGAAUUGUUUAGGAAAGGGAAGAUUUUGAAAGAAGUUCUAAAGGUUCAAGUGACAUUAAUAUUUGACUGUUUGGAGAGUACAGACCCUAUCAAAACAGAAUUAGCUAAGGCAGCAUCAAACGUGACGUACUUAAUUCUCUCGGCAAAAGACAAGGAAAUAGCUGAUUUGAUACUAGACAAGAUUGAUAAAAUGUUGAAGCAGCCGGAUGUGAAGUGGGACGUGGACAAAACAGUAACAGUGCAAUAUUUGCUAGACGCUGUUAUUACAUCUUACAAUGAGAGCGGGAAGAAUGUAACAGAUUCUCAGAAUGGGAAGUUCUUGUCAAUAUUUGCCACGUGUUGUGAAGGUGAAAACAUAUCAGACAAACUAGUUGAUCCAGAGGGAGAAAAUAAGUGGACUGUGUUUUACUUGGUCUACACUUCAGCAGGAAUCAAUUAUAUAUCUAUACACAGUCAGUCUAAAACAUUGGUACGUUGCCUACCAUUUAUCAAGCACAUUUUGAAAUGGGCAAGGAUUGCAAUGGAGGAAGAGCAUGAUGGCAUAAAGUCAGCGAGUUUUGGUUGCCUACAUAUUGUAGGCGUUUCUUUGUCACCGGAAAUAGCCGUUAUUACUCCGGAAGUUGUUGAUUUGUUCUUGUCAAUUGAUAAACCGUCCGAGUUGAUAAAUUUAAUGCACGGUCUUUAUGUAUUCAAUCAAGAACCAGUUCAUAAUAAAUUGCAGUUAAUUAUUGACAAUAUGGACGAUAUGAGUCACAGUGAACGUGUCUCUCUGUGUGUUUUGCUUGGAGAGGUUGCAGGUAAAAGACCGCAGGUCUUUACAGAAGACCAAGUUGGCAAACUGAUAGUAUUUGCAAUUGAGGAUUCUCAAUCGCAACCGAUGUACUUCCAUAUAUUCAAUCAAAUUGCUACACCAUGCCCAAAGACGAUGCACAAACAGUUUAGCAAGCUUCAGGACGACGCUGCAUACAACAGCUCGAUUUUUGUUUUCAGGAUGAUGAUUAUCGCCCGUAUUGCAUGUUAUGAUAAGACACUUACUAGUGAAGCUGCAGAAUUUGCAUUGAAACACAUAAAACUUACUGACGUGACUACAACACAACAAAUUUUAAGCCAAGUGUUUCUUUUGGCUCGCAAUGAUCGUGAGGGUAUGCUAAAUUAUAGAGACCGUUUCGAGAGUUUGGAGGAGAGGGCCUCGGAUAAACCUGAAUUGAAGGACUAUUUCAAAAAUAUUGUUAACGCAAUAGAUGGCAAAAGUGUAGAGGGAGUAUUUGAAGAAAUGCAACAGAUUCAAGAUGACAUAUUUGACCUUGACAAGAAGGUUGGCGCUACCAUGAACACCGUUGUUUCUCUUGGAGAACAUGUGAUUGAGCAGGGUAAAGAUAUUGAUAAAGUAAGGUCAGAUGCUGAUAAUUUGGAAGAGCGAGUAGACGUUGUCGAAGAAGAUCUUGGAGAAACGAAAGUAAAAGUCGAAGAAAUUGACAAUAAGACAAUGACAAAUGCCCCCAGAUGGUCACGUGACCUUACCAAGCUGCUUAAUCCGAAGACGGAAAAUGACUGGCGUCUUUUGGCUAAACGACUGGGGUACAGCAAUGAUGACAUUCGCGCAUGGGCACAGCAGAAUGAUCCCUGCAUGGCUUUACUGAGCGAAUGGUACGCUACACACAAAACAAGCGAAGCAAAUUUUGGGAUAUUGACUCAUCUACAGGAAAUGAACAGACUGGAUGGUGCUGUAAUUGUUGAAAAUGCAAUGAAAGCGACUGAAGAUGUUGUGGAAGAUGAAGAAUUUGAAUACCCUUCACCUCCCCCGAUAUUUCUCAGCUAUCAGUGGGGAGUUCAAAAUGAGGUGAAACUCUUGAAGCAACACCUAAACAUGGCGGGGUAUGAAUGUUGGAUGGAUAUUGGUCAGAUGGGAGGCGGUGACAAACUAUUCAACAAAAUUGACAGUGGUAUCAGAGCUGCUAAAGUUAUCAUUUGUUGCACGACGGAGAAAUAUGCACAGUCACCAAACUGCAACAGGGAGGUAAACCUGUCAGUAAACCUAGGAAAGCCAAUUAUACCAUUACUGAUGGAAAAGAUGGCUUGGCCACCAAAAGGAUCUAUGGGACCGAUCUUCAGCGAAUAUUUAUUUAUCCGGUUCCAUCAGAGGAAUGGUGAGGAAACAGAUGACCAGAGGUACUGGCCGAUUGCUAAAUUCCAGGAACUGUUGAUGCAAAUGAACUUUUAUGCAGUUCCUGAUCCGAAACUGAUCAAACCAGUAUAUUCGAAUUGGUGGAAUCCAAUUGUAGAAGAUAUCAAAAUUGACAAAAACCAAAAUGCCAGCGGUACUAAGAACACAACGAGCAACAAAGCAGACACGAAUGAGCCAAACACUGAUGUUUCGCCACUGAUCUUCCUGUCCUACCAGUGGGGGAGACAACCACAGGUUAAAGCAUUGUAUGAACGAUUGGUUUCCCUUGGUUACACCGUUUGGAUGGACAUCUUUCAGAUGGGUGGGGGAGAUUCUCUGUACGAUAAAAUAGAUCGUGGAAUGAGAGGAUGUAAAGUUGUCGUGUCGUGUGUUACACCGAAGUACGCACUGUCAGCAAAUUGUAGACGAGAAGUGAGCCUGGCUGAUGCGUUGAAGAGACCGAUUAUACCUCUGUUACUAGAACAAAUGACGUGGCCCCCAGACGGUCCAAUGAGCAUGAUUUUCACUGAACUGCUUUACAUCAAUGUCUACCGCGACGCAGACAUUCAGACAAAAUGGAAUGGACCAAAAGUCGAAGAAUUGAUCGGAAAAUUGAAGAUAUAUAUACCAGAUAAAAUGGACGAAGGGCCUAAACAGCCAAAAGAGAACGGUACAGGUAAAAGUAAUGAAUCUGGAAAACCAGGAUCUGACAGACCUAAAGCAUUAUCCGCGACUGCGAAAGCAAAAGAAAAUGAAACAAGUAAACCAAAAUCUGAAGCGAAUUCAACUAGCAAUCAGAGCAACAAAAUAGCAGAAGACGUUAAAGGUCAUCAGAGCAAAGAGAAAGAAGAAAGUAAGCAAUCAGAAAAAUCAGGAUCAGGUAAACCAGAUGCAUUAACCGGCACUGAAAAAGCAAAAGAACAGGAGACAGCUAAACCGAAAGCUGAAAAAUCUGCCACUCAGUCUGAAAAUGUCGAAAGUACUAAAACUGACAAUAAACAAAAGGAGGAACCUAAGGAAACGGAAACCAAGAAAACGUCAAAAUCAUGUGUUUUACUGUAGGAUAACUAUGGCAAAACCUGCUUUACCCAUGAUUUAAAGCUUAAGUCAAACCAUUGAUUUAUCAGAAAUAAUAAAGUUUUCCCGUUUGUUUGUAAUAGAAAAAGGCUACAAGGUAGGAAUAUAUACUGUUAUGUGAUUUCUAACUGAAAUAGACUUCAAUUGUAUAUUAAUUCAGUGCGUUCAUGUACAACACGUGGACUUUGUAUAUAUAGUCUUACGACUUUUAGCCGUAACAAAUCAAAGAGCAUAGCAUUUUAUGACGAUAAAACCAUCUGCCUGCGGUGAGAUUCGAACUGGGGUCGCUCCAGGGAUAGUCCAAUGCUCUAACCUCUGAGCCAAAGAGUGGACUUUCUGACGCUGUUGUUAGAGAUUGGCUUUAAAUGGGCAGGCUAGCGUAAGCGACAGUAACAAUAGAAUAAUAAAAAUUUAAUCCGCAGCAAUCUUUCAUUUUACGAAUUAGGAUAUUUAACAUGCACAAUUUUGCAUAAACAAAGAGCUAUAAAAAUAAAUAGAUUGGCAACUUGAAAGGCAUAUAGAGCAAAUCUCGCCAACCUCCCGUGACAAAAAAACGAGAUCUCGUUUACCGGAAGUGGCGCUUUCUCCACGCGCCAUUUUGUAUGCGAAAGCAAUUAUUCAUCGGUAAAAUAAUUAUCACCGUAUGACCAGGCUUCUUUCGAUGGCAAAAAAAUGUGUACUUCGUGUCUUAAGACCAUUUCAAAUUAAACUAAUUUUGUUUUAGAAGCUAACAUGUAUUUUAAAUGUAGUUUUAAAGGUACAAAUUGUAACUCCAUGCUCGCCGAUGUUUGUUUUUAGUAAGAUAACGCCGAAUCACGCUCUGACACGAGCUCACGCGAGAUUACAGCCAGUUGCCAUUCUGUGUAUUUUAUACUUCUUUGGCAUAAAUGACUUAUAAAUGGAGAGAAAAUCAGUUAAAAAGGAAUAUUUUUGAAAUUAUAUAAAACAUUAAAUAAUGUUAGCACUAAUAAGUUGACAUGUUUUACUUACCUUUUUUUAAUUUAUAUUCUAAUUUUUAUUGAUAACAUUCCAAAAAAGGAUUAUAGCUUAUUGUUGAAACAAUUUUUUGAUUGUAACUACUAGUUCCUGUGGUUAGUGGUUCUAAGUAUAUAUAUUUUUACUGUGAUAAAUUAUUCUUCCUAUGUCAUACAAUACUAUAUCUUAAGGACCACAACGGAAAUAAGAGUUUAUUUUAACUCUUUUUUGUGUUAUCCUUAACAUAUAAUGUUGAUUGACAUGGCUACAUUAAUUCAUACAUGUUUGUUUAUUGUUUGAUUAUAUGUUUUAAUUAUAAGUCGCCAUGUAAAUUGUACAUUUUAUGUUGAAAUAAAUCUAUCUAAGUAGAAAUACUUAUAAUCUUUUUUUUCCAUAAAUCUUAACAUGUUUUCUUUACAAUUUCGCUGAGAUCUUAUGCAUGUACUUAAUAGAAUAUAUAGUUAAAGAGUGUGCUUCGUAGCUUUUGGUGAUAUUCCUAGUAUAUGAUUUAAUCAUUUGUUGAUUUUGCGCUAGUGUUUGUCUUAUCAUAAAUAUUAGAUUAUCAGCCUAACGUCUUGCAUUGCUUUUGGAUAGUGCUAAAUAGGCUAGCUAUUGAAAGAAUUCUUAACAUACUGUGCAAUCCUCUAUACGGCAAAAACUGUCAAAGGGUCAUAACUGCAUUAAAAUAUUUACAGAAAAACAUUCCUUCCUUUAAGGUAAUCCUCACAUCAAGCUUGUUCAUCUGUAAAAAUUUGAAGCAAAUCAGGCUAAUAGUCUAGGAGGAGUUGGGCACACAUUUUUUUCUCUAGAUUCUAUAUAGCAAAAUCUAUCAAGGUAAAAAUAAUCACAGAAAAAAUCCUUCCUUUACGGUCAACUACACAUCAAGCUUGUUGAUUUGUGAAAUUCUGAAGCAAAUCAGGCUAAAUAGUGUGGGAGGAGUUGGACACAAGAUUUCGGACGGACGUUCGUACGUACGGACAGCAGCAACGCUACAUGCCCCUCACAUAAAUGUGUGGGGGCAUACAAAAAUGAGAUUGAAAACGAAAACGGUCUUGGUCAAAUGGAAAGAAACACUCCAAAAGAGUGUCAUGCGGAUAAAAUGUUGGUCGGUUUUCCGAAACUAGAUCCAUAUACUAUUUUAUUUCUAAUUUGUGCGACAGGUAAUAUUAUAUGAUUUGUUGUAUUUUGAUGAUUAAGAAACAUUUUACAAAUUUGACCAUCCCGGUUUUAUCCCGGUGGAUACACUUGUAGCGAUCGAUUUAGAUCACGAUGUGUCAUUUAAUACUGUACUGUGCCAAAUACAUUUCCUGUAUUUAUAGCUGUUUUUAUGUGAUAUACUUUUUUGUUCAGUUGAAAAUUAUUAACAUAGCUCAGCGAAACAAUAAAUCUUAUCAAA